AUGGAUCUGGGGUGGCUCUGUGGGGUCUGGUCAGUGAUCUUGGAUCAGCGUCGCCGUCUUGUUUUCCGGCGAGUGGUGGGCAUUGGAAUCUUGCUCAUGAGCCAUGCUUCCGGCGGCAACUAUCUUGAUGUGUUCGAUAUUUCGUCCGGUGUGUCCGCGCUACGACUGCGAUCGAUGACAAUGACAACAUGA
Molecule: messenger RNA, 192 nt
Organism: Aspergillus brunneoviolaceus CBS 621.78
Lineage: Eukaryota; Fungi; Ascomycota; Eurotiomycetes; Eurotiales; Aspergillaceae
Exons: 4
Coding region: 1-192 (63 amino acids)
Source: RefSeq, a predicted model, not a curated record